AUGGACUCGCUGUCGAAAAAAAUUCAGAAUUUGGGUAUCCACGACAUCAGAAACGCCGCCCGAUUUGCGCAGAACGUGAUAGUGCAAUAUGAGCCUUACCAAGUCGACAUUAGACGUGCGACGAAUACGGACCCCUGGGGUCCAACACCGAAGCAUCUGUACAAGGUUCUGCGCAACAAAUUCCAGGUGCCGUUGUAUUUGAUGACGGAGUACACGCUGAAGCGUCUGGUGGACCACAUCGCGACGCGGCCAAAAAAUCUGUACGAGAAGGCGCGUAAGCAGUACGUCAACUACGGGAACGAAUGGCGCGUUGUGCUUAAGUGUCUUGUGGUGCUCGAAUAUCUGCUGUUGAACGUUGAUGGCGGCAGCGAGCUCGAACAAGUGACGAGCUGUCUCCAAACACACAAGCACAUCCUGUUGCGCGAUGUGAUGCAAUAUCGCGUCGAAUUUAGCAGUGAUGGCAAGAUGGAGGUGCAUGAACGCGGGAUUCGGAAAAAAUGCGAGCAACUAGUUCAAUUUACGGAGGACGGUGCGUAUCUCAAGCGCGAGCGUGCCAAACACGUCAAAAACACGGCCAAGAUCCACAACGGGUCCAUGGCCGUGCCGGCAGUCUCCUCCUUGAGGGAUGGCGAUGUUUCCGGUGCGGGGCGUGCCAUUUCGAGUUCGUACGCGGAGGCCGUGUACGGGUCAUACGACGAUGACGACGACGAUUUCGAGGAAGCCCCAUCAAGUGUAUCGCCACCGGUGGCAGACCAGCGGCAGCGUCGGUCUCAAGCGGUGGAAGAUCAAAGACGGCACAAGCGCGAGUUGCUGCGCGAAAAGAUAAAGGCAAGCGAGCUGCAACGCAAGGCGUCGCUCAAGCGCUCCCAGGAACCGCAAGUGGAUCUCCUCGACCUGGAUGAUAUGCCUGCGGUGAAUAAUCAAAAAGUAUCUGGCGACGCAGUCGACGACAACGAUGAUGAGUUCGGAGAAUUCCAGAGCGAGGGUUGGACCACAGCGCCAACAGUGGCACCAGGGACACGAUCUGCAUUCACGCCGGCAGCUGCAACGAACAGCUCAAAUAAAGGCCAGGGUUUUGAUCUACUGGACUGGGACGGCUCAGCAACCACAACAGCUCCGGGCCAGGCAAACACCGCGAACGGUGGUAAUACGGAACAAAAAUCUGCUCAGGGACACGACGCUUUUGCAGACCUAUUCUCCUACUCUAAAUCCCACGCGUAA
Lachancea mirantina is the source of this 1221-nucleotide messenger RNA. The record is from the annotation of a GenBank genome assembly. NCBI's taxonomy places the organism in Eukaryota, Fungi, Ascomycota, Saccharomycetes, Saccharomycetales, Saccharomycetaceae.